UCAUGUGCACUAAGGCUCCGUUUGGUAGGGCGUAAAAGGUUUUCACUGAAAACAGUUUUCCCCAUUUUCCAUUGUUUGGUAUGGGCUGGAAAAUUGGGCUGUAAAAUAAGGCUGUAAAACAGUUUUACAUCAUAAUGAAAACAUUUUCCCCCAAAAUUGGGAGAAAAACGUUUUACAUUCUCUCGACAAACAUAUGACUUUCUUCUCAUCUAUACUCACUGCUCACCUCUCCCUCUCAUCUAUAGUCACUGCUCACCUCUCCCUCUCAUCUACACUUUCUCUCUCAUCAAACUGGUAAAUUUCACGCCAUUUUGAAGCAGAUUCUCUCAAUACGGUUUUGUUUUGUCGAAUUUGUUAGGAAACUAUAAUGGAGUCAAACGAUGUUCAAAAGUCUCAGGUAAAGGAAGAGAAGAAAGCUAAUUUUCGUUGGACAAAACCAAUGUCUAAGGAGUUAUUGGAAUUUCUUGCUGAAGAAGUGAGGAAAGGAAAGCGGCCAAAUAACACUUUCAGGACCAGCUCCUUUAUAGCUGCUGCAAAGAUGAUUUCUGAAAAGUUUCACACCACAUGUACGGCUGACCAUGUUGAGAAUCAUAUGAGGACAGUGAGAAGUAGUUGGGGAAUUAUUUCUCAAGUGCGGGGAAGAUCCGGAUUUGGUUGGAAUGACAAUGUAAAGAUGGUAACUGCAUCUCCAACUACAUAUGAUGCUUAUAUUCAGCAAUAUCCAUCUCAUGAGAAAUAUUUGAACAAAAAAAUUGAGAUGUAUGAGGAGAUAUCAAUAGUAGCGGGCAAGGACAUUGCAAGGGGUAAUUUUUGCAAGACGUUUGGUGACAUUCAGACCUCAAGUGGACAGCCAAGUACUGUUGAAACCGAGCCUACCAAGUCAGAUAGUGCAACUUCUUCCGAGCCUAGGUCUCAUAGGAAGAGGUCUCGGGUCGAAGAGGAAGAGGGUGACUUGCAACAUAUUUCUGCUCAACUCGGAGAAGUUGUCACUGCUCUCAAAAAAUUUUCCCAAAACCAACUUGAUGUGCAGAAACUUUAUGAAGAGAUCAUGAAAAUGGAUGAUGUCGAAGAAGCCGUUCGUGUUGCUGCUUUUGAUCACUUAGUUGAGCGUGAAAUGCUUGCUAAGGCUUUCUUGACAAAGAGUGAACCUCUUCGCAAGCUGUGGCUCCGAAAUUUUGUCAAGUCUCUACUCUGAGUUUUUUUUAUUCUACCAACUUUCUGAUGAGAAUUAUAUACAUAGUAUGUGUUUUAGGGUUUUUUUUUAAUGAACUAUUGUUAUGCCUAAUAGUUUUAUAUUAUCGUGUUAUGGAUUGUUCAAAUUUUGGACACAUUAAAAAAAUAAGUGUUUGGUUUUUCUAA
Beta vulgaris subsp. vulgaris (sugar beet) is the source of this 1359-nucleotide messenger RNA. RefSeq lists its product as hypothetical. Bases 368 to 1195 code for a protein of 275 amino acids. NCBI's taxonomy places the organism in Eukaryota, Viridiplantae, Streptophyta, Magnoliopsida, Caryophyllales, Amaranthaceae. The transcript is spliced from 4 exons. The record is from RefSeq and is a predicted model, not a curated record.